Orbicella faveolata is the source of this 2828-nucleotide messenger RNA. RefSeq names its product growth arrest-specific protein 1 homolog. NCBI's taxonomy places the organism in Eukaryota, Metazoa, Cnidaria, Anthozoa, Scleractinia, Merulinidae. The record is from RefSeq and is a predicted model, not a curated record. Gene Ontology annotation, biological process: regulation of cell cycle.
GCGUUAUAUAUUCUGGCAUCAUCUUUCGAUAGAUACAUUCAAGCGAACGAGCGAGGUUAUACCGGAGAACUCUCCAAAUUUCGUCAUGUGGAGGUUUCUAUGGUUGGCGAAUGUCCUUGUUCUUUCACAAAGUGUCCUCCUUUGCGAAGAAGCUCAGAAAAAGUGCGUAAGGGACUUCACGAAAUGCGGUGCUAUGCUCCUGAAAAUUUUUAACGGAGACGUCUGCAAGUCGGCGUUAGGUUACGAUGACGAUUGGCCGAAUGGAAUCUCCGGACCGAUGGCGAAAACAUGUCCACUAACAUGCGUAAGCGCCAUUAUAAACCUCACCGCUACUGCUGCUGGAAAGCAAAUGGAAACCUGCGACUGUGAUAGAGACGCAUCGUGUCUUACAAUCAGGGCGCGCUUGCAGCGAUGUUUACUUAGCAGCCAAGGGAAUUAUACUUUCGUUAGCUGUACCGCAGCAAGGAAACGCUGCAACGAAGACAAAAGAUGUAAAGCAAUACAACAAAGAUUUCUACGGCGCUGUUCGUCUUUAAUUUCAGGCGUGGAAUGCACUCAGGAUUGUAAAAGCAGCCAAGACGAAUUACUGGGCUCGGUGCUGGGAAAAGCGCUAAACGACUGCGAGUGUGACGGCAGAGAGGAACCGUAUUGCCGUGGUAUUCGUGCAAAUUACGAGGCGCUGUGUAAAGGGACGCGAGGUCCUCGAAGGCCAGUUUACCCCUCGCCUACAGAACAAACAGUCAUGAGAGCUCAACAUGAUAACCAAAAUAGCAGAGCCAAUUCACAGUUUGAACUUCCUGUGUGGAUUUUCUAUGCAGCAAUCAUGGCACACAUAUCCGUGUUUCUCAAUCUAUAGCCGUUUUUGUUUAUUUUCAGAGUGACGUUUGUGGGUUCUUAUAACCCAGACUUUGAACAAUACCCGUUCGUUAGAAAAUGAAGAAAUUUGACCGUUCAUUUGUUCAUUCGUGAGUUUUAAUAACUGCAAGCCUCAUUCAGUCAUGUUAUCCGUUUUUACUCGUACACAGCAUUGUCAGUACCGCAUGCUUACAAAAUCUCCAACGGAAGAAUUGCACAAAACUAUUCAUUCUGUAUAGAGAAUUGUCCGGAAAGGGAUUAUUUUUAGGGCUAUUGAUAAUUUAGUUAAAUCAACUUAAUCGAACGUUUAUAUAACAGUCUGAAAUUUGCAUAUUUCAUUUUGUCGAGUAUGCCGGCUUAAAAUCUGUCCCUGAACCAUCGAAAAACUUCCUUCUGAAGCCAAACCUAUGAAAGAGAGUUGAUUAGAGCAGCCAUUUGACUCUCGUUGUUAGACACUUUAGCGGGAGAUACAUUCGAGCGCGCUGAUAGCAUCGAUUGUUUGAGUCAAUUUGUCCUUGGGGUAAUCACUACCCGACAACAGUUUGACAACCAGGUUUGUUGCGUUUUUGUUUUUUACAGCCGGAAUUAUUGGCAAUAAGUAGUGCAUUAGAGAAUGCUUGAAAUAGCAUCAUUAUUGUUAUAAUCUUGGGGUCGUCUAAACCAUUAUCUUUUCAUAGUGGGGUCACUCUAUAUAUUGGCAUUUACGUCGGCUAAUCGAGCACCAAGAGGGCUUCAUAUCAUGGAUUAGCACCCGAUAAUACCGUCAGAUAUUUUCCCGUGUACUCGUCUUGUUUCUACGUUUAGGUUUAAGGAAUGCCACUUGGGACACAUGAUAAAACACGUAUAAAACGACAUCAACACUAAGAAAUAGGAAUUGCUUAUGUUCGGCCCUUGAUUUUCUUAAGCCUCGCUUGAGAUUUCAAAUUUCUAACCUUUUCCUUUGUUUCCGUAUAUUUAAUCGUAUUAUGUAUAUAAUAAUUAACUUGAGACAAAAAUCAAAUAUCUCAGAAAAGUCAUCUUAACAAUAUUAUUCCUUUUUUUCUUGUAAUUUAUCUACCUCCUAAGCUAAGUUAGUUCGCCAUGUCUACUGUAGUCCAGAGGUUCUUUCUAUCCUGAAAUGAGAAAGCCAUGGUGAGGCGAAGCGCAGCUUAAAUCUGAUCGACAAAGGGGCACGCAGGAAGAAAAGUUCUGAACCGGGGUAGCGUGUUUGCCUACAAGUAAACAUACGAGCAAUGAAACGAAAAGCGCAAUUUCAUUGCAAGACAAGCGCGAAGUUCGGACGAUUUCCGCGAAAGCCUUCAAAUCGAAUGAAUUGCCCUCAGGAACCCAACCCAAAUAGUAGUUGAAAUUAAUUAAAGAUAAGCAUCUUAACCUCAUUCUGUUACCUCUCCUCGGUGAAGAUUUUGUUUUUGUUUUACUUUAUUAUCGCUUGCUACAUUGGGCAAACACAGAGACUCAGUCUUCAGUCAAUUAGGUGAUCUGAGCGGAAAUUAGAGGAGCUGUAUUCCUCUAGUGCUGUGCUGUUGUGUCUCAAUCGCGCCUUCAAGCUCAGGGCAGGGAAAAAUUUAGAGUACAAAAAAAACAUUUUACUGAUUUCACAGGUGAUAUUUUCAAGUGUUGAUGAAAUAAUAAUCUUUUCCUGAUCUCCCGUAAAGAAUUAAUCCACUGUACUGGAAAUUGUACAAGAUUUUAUCUAUCACCCGAGCACGACAGUAUUGAUUUCCCAGUAGCUCAAUUACAAGAAUUGUUUGGUUGUGAACUUCGAACUUCAUAAACUCUUAUAUGCAAGGUCCGAACGUUCUCACGCCCGUAACACAAAAGGAAAAAAAAUGACCCUGAAGACUGAAAAGUGAGUGAACACAGCAGACUUCGUAAUGUGACAAAGUCUUGUGGUUACAGUAAAAUAAACAACAGGUAUCAAACUAACGGGAAGAUUCGAGCUUAGCAAAAUGAAGAGAAAUUAGAGUGAGGGA